Messenger RNA from Arvicola amphibius (Eurasian water vole), 1743 nucleotides. It is a transcript of the gene Slc5a7, whose product is annotated as solute carrier family 5 member 7. Gene Ontology annotation, molecular function: choline:sodium symporter activity. Bases 1 to 1743 code for a protein of 580 amino acids. The record is from RefSeq and is a predicted model, not a curated record. Gene Ontology annotation, cellular component: dendrite; plasma membrane; axon. Lineage: Eukaryota; Metazoa; Chordata; Mammalia; Rodentia; Cricetidae. Gene Ontology annotation, biological process: synaptic transmission, cholinergic; transmembrane transport; choline transport. The transcript is spliced from 8 exons.
AUGGCUUUUCAUGUAGAAGGACUGGUAGCUAUCAUCCUGUUCUACCUCAUUAUAUUUCUGGUUGGAAUAUGGGCUGCAUGGAAAACCAAAAACAGCGGCAAUGCAGAAGAGCGCAGCGAAGCCAUCAUAGUCGGGGGUCGUGAUAUUGGUUUGUUGGUCGGUGGCUUUACCAUGACAGCCACCUGGGUUGGCGGAGGUUACAUCAAUGGGACAGCUGAAGCAGUUUAUGGCCCAGGCUGUGGCCUUGCAUGGGCUCAGGCACCCAUAGGAUAUUCUCUGAGUCUGAUCUUAGGUGGUCUGUUCUUUGCAAAACCUAUGCGUUCCAAGGGAUAUGUGACCAUGCUAGACCCAUUUCAACAGAUCUAUGGAAAGCGCAUGGGUGGGCUGCUGUUCAUUCCUGCACUGAUGGGAGAGAUGUUCUGGGCCGCAGCAAUUUUCUCUGCAUUAGGGGCCACCAUCAGCGUGAUCAUUGAUGUGGAUGUGAAUGCAUCAGUCAUUGUCUCUGCCCUCAUUGCCAUCCUUUACACCCUAGUGGGCGGGCUCUACUCUGUGGCAUAUACUGAUGUCGUUCAACUGUUCUGCAUUUUCAUAGGCCUGUGGAUCAGUGUCCCCUUUGCCCUGUCACAUCCUGCAGUCACCGACAUUGGAUUCACCGCUGUGCAUGCCAAAUACCAGAGUCCCUGGCUGGGAAGCAUUGAACCAAUUGAAGUUUACACCUGGCUUGACAAUUUUCUGUUGUUGAUGCUGGGUGGAAUCCCAUGGCAAGCCUACUUCCAGAGGGUUCUCUCUUCGUCCUCAGCCACCUACGCUCAGGUGCUGUCCUUCCUGGCAGCUUUUGGGUGUCUGGUAAUGGCUCUACCGUCCAUUUGCAUAGGAGCCAUUGGAGCCUCCACAGACUGGAACCAGACUGCCUAUGGGUUUCCAGAUCCCAAGGCCAAGGAGGAAGGAGACAUGAUCCUCCCGAUCGUCCUACAGUACCUCUGCCCGGCGUACAUUUCUUUCUUUGGGCUUGGUGCUGUGUCAGCCGCUGUCAUGUCCUCUGCUGACUCUUCUAUCCUGUCAGCAAGUUCCAUGUUUGCUCGGAAUAUCUACCAGCUUUCCUUCAGACAAAAUGCAUCAGACAAAGAAAUCGUGUGGGUCAUGAGGAUCACUGUGUUUGUGUUUGGAGCAUCCGCAACAGCCAUGGCCUUGCUGACAAAGACUGUGUAUGGGCUCUGGUACCUGAGUUCUGACCUCGUCUACAUCAUCAUCUUCCCACAGCUGCUUUGCGUACUCUUCAUCAAAGGAACCAACACUUACGGGGCUGUUGCAGGUUACAUCUUUGGCCUUUUCCUGAGAAUUACUGGAGGAGAGCCAUAUCUAUACUUGCAGCCCCUAAUCUUCUACCCUGGUUAUUACAUGGACAAGAGUGGUAUAUACAACCAGAGAUUCCCCUUUAAGACUCUCUCCAUGGUUACCUCCUUCUUGACCAACAUUUGUGUUUCUUAUCUAGCCAAAUAUCUAUUUGAAAGUGGAACCUUGCCUCCGAAACUAGAUGUAUUUGAUGCCGUCGUUUCGAGGCACAGUGAGGAGAACAUGGACAAGACUAUUCUAGUCAGAAAUGAAAACAUCAAAUUAAAUGAACUCGCACCUGUGAAGCCUCGACAGAGUCUAACUCUCAGCUCAACUUUCACCAACAAAGAGGCCCUUCUUGAUGUUGAUUCCAGCCCAGAGGGAUCUGGGACUGAAGACAACGUACAAUGA